Molecule: messenger RNA, 560 nt
Organism: Cladocopium goreaui
Lineage: Eukaryota; Dinophyceae; Suessiales; Symbiodiniaceae
Source: the annotation of a GenBank genome assembly
GCCGUUUCCAACACUUGCGCCAUGGCUAGCAUGGCUGGCUUCAUUGCGUUGGUUCUUUCACUGGUGGUGAGCUCGGCGUCCAAGGAGAUCUCCUGUAGCUUCAACGUGCCGUUCCGAGAUUGGGCAGGUUCCCUCCUCGACUGCAAGCCAGGUACCAUGGUGCCCUGUGCCAGCGAUGAUGAUUGCGCUGCGUUGCCGAAAAGCUGCUGCCCUCAUUAUGGCCCUGGUCCUUCUCCGGGCUGCAACUGGCUCCGUUGCCUGCCCACAGGCUCUCCAUUUGCUGGCAGCGACACAAAACUCUGUGGAAUGCAUCGGGUCUCUCCUGCAGGGCCUACCACAACUGAAGGAACAUGCCUGGCAGAAUCCCUCUGCGGUGUUGAACUGGCCACGGGGAAUGUGGGUUGCUUCAGCAACAGCACCUGCAACAACCCUUCCCAAAUGGCACCGAAAUUGGCGUGCUAUCCUUCCGGGCAUUCCGCACCAACAAACGAGAGUGAGCAACUAAUUGUUUGAACUUGAAAAUCUUGAAAGGUUUUCUGUAAAACUGGGGUAUACCUCAC